Molecule: messenger RNA, 1911 nt
Organism: Penicillium subrubescens
Lineage: Eukaryota; Fungi; Ascomycota; Eurotiomycetes; Eurotiales; Aspergillaceae
Product: putative bifunctional fatty acid transporter/acyl-CoA synthetase (FAT1)
Exons: 5
Coding region: 1-1911 (636 amino acids)
Molecular function (GO): long-chain fatty acid-CoA ligase activity; long-chain fatty acid transmembrane transporter activity
Source: RefSeq, a predicted model, not a curated record
AUGGACAUCCUCUCCGAAGCUAGUGGGCCCGCCGUGGCCAUGGCAUCGGCGCUGGCUGUUGGCGCAGGUGCCUACCUGAAUGCAAAGCUUGCGAUCUCAACGGAUUUGACAGCAAUUUCUAAUGACCGCGCCUUUGGCAAGCGACUGGGCGAGCGUAUCGGCAGUCUCGGCGAGUCAGCUACUAUUUACAAACUUCUUCAGCGAGUUGUUGAUGUGGAGGGGCACGGUGCGGCUGAUGCGCUCUGGUUUGAACAUCAAACCUGGUCAUACAACCAGAUCAAGGAUUCUGUUGAUCGAUUGGCGGCUUUGCUUCAUGCUCGAGAUAUCAAGGCGGGUGAUUUCGUGGGUGUUUUCACGACUAAUUCACCUGAAAUGGUCAUUAUCCUCUAUGCGCUGGCCAAGUUGGGUGCUGUGGCCGCCAUGAUCAACACUAAUCUGCGGGAUGACACUUUCAUCCACUGUCUCAACGUCUCCGACUCAAAAUCCAUCAUCUCAACACCCGAUCUUUCCCAAUUCGUUUGCGCUGAUCUACCACACAUCGCUUUCAACCUCUCGUCCUUCAAGGGCGUCUCGGCUGGACCAGUCGAACUUAUCACAGCAUCAGAUUUGCACCAAUAUUCACCAUCAGGACUGGCGCCUGCCAAACGCACACCCAAAGAUUUGACCGCCCUGAUCUACACCUCCGGCACGACUGGAAAGCCCAAGGCCUGCGCUGUCCGGAACAUGAUGGCCCUGGUCACUUCUACCCCCCUUUCAACAGACGCGAAGAACCCGUCCAAGUACUACCCCCUCCGCACAUAUUCAUCCCUCCCCCUCUUCCACGGCACAGCCUUCUUUACUGGACUGUGUUAUUCGGUCGGUAAUGCCGGCACGCUCUGCCUGAGACGUAAAUUCUCAGCCUCCCAGUUCUGGAAGGAUGUGCAUGAUUCAAAGGCUACGCGUAUUUUGUACAUCGGCGAGUUGUGCCGGUAUCUACUCUCCACACCUCCGUCACCAUACGACCGCAACCACAACUGCAUCGCCGCAUCGGGUAACGGACUCCGCGGCGAGAUUUGGGAGAAGUUCCGUGAGCGAUUCGGUGUGCCAGAGAUACGCGAGUUCUAUCGUUCCACAGAGGGAAUCGCUAAAUUCGAUAAUCACGGUGUUGGAGCCUGGGGUGCUGGCAAGGUUGGCUUCUCAGGUCCGAUUCGUCGAUUCCUCGAGGACGACACUUUUAUUGUGAAGUAUGAUACGGAGACGGAGAUGCCUUUCCGUGAUCCAGGGACUGGAUUCUGUGUUCGUGCGAGGUUGGGUGAGGAGGGUGAGGCGAUUGGUCGUGUGCGGGAUCGUGGUCUGUUGACUGAGUAUCUGCGUAAUGAGGAUGCUACUGAGGGCAAGUUGCUGCGUGAUGUGUUCCAGAAGGGGGAUCUUUUCCAACGCACGGGUGAUCUGGUUGUUCAGGAUCACUCAGGUUGGAUUAAGUUCCAAGAUCGCGUUGGUGAUACUUUCCGCUGGAAGGGCGAGAAUGUUAGUGCGGGUGAGAUUCGGGAUCAUAUCUGCCGGAUUGAGGGUAUUCAUGAUGCUGUGGUAUAUGGAGUCAAGCUUGCUGGUUACGACGGCCAAGCCGGUGCUGCUGGCAUCACCCUUGAAGAGCACUCCCCCGCCUUUGAGAUCGAAUUCAUCUCGAACUUGUACAAGGAGCUAAAGAAGAAAGGCGUUCCCUCUUAUGCAUUCCCCCGUCUAGUUCGGAUCACCGAGAAGGUCGCCACUGGCGUGACUUUCAAACAAGCAAAGGGCGAUCUCGUUAAGAAGGGAUGGGAUCCCCGUAAGGACUGGGGCGGCGAUACCCUGUACUGGCUUAAUGGGACCAAGUACGAGAAACUGAAUGACCAGAGUUGGUCACAGAUCGAGGGAGGUAGGGCCAAGCUGUGA